Messenger RNA from Tetrahymena thermophila SB210, 2883 nucleotides. RefSeq names its product Serine/Threonine kinase domain protein. Gene Ontology annotation, cellular component: nucleus. Gene Ontology annotation, biological process: protein phosphorylation. The transcript is spliced from 7 exons. NCBI's taxonomy places the organism in Eukaryota, Ciliophora, Oligohymenophorea, Hymenostomatida, Tetrahymenidae. Gene Ontology annotation, molecular function: ATP binding; protein kinase activity. The record is from RefSeq and is a predicted model, not a curated record.
AUACAAAAAAAUUAUAAAAUAAACAAACAAAUUUCUCGAAUACAUACAUAUAUACAUAUAUACUUAUAUAUUUUAGCAAUGGGUUCUAAAGAUCGUACAAAAAAUUAUAGGGAAUACAGAGGAAGCAUCUCAAAAAAAUACAAAAAUAAUUAAAGUGGCAACUAUUCAAAGUUUUAAAAUCGAUAAAAUUCCCGCUCAAGAUCUAGGUCAUAGUAAUAAAGAAAUGCCCCAGCUUAGUAUUAAAAUAGCUUCUAGAAUAAUGAAAAACUUAGAUAUGAUAACAAUAAUAAUAGGUAUUAAUAAAAUUAAUAUUCUUAAAAUGAUCGUGAUUUUAGAGGAGGAUCUGUUGAAAGAAGAUAUGAUUAAGGUCCAAACAAUCAAUACAGCAGAAAUGAAGGUAGAGAUAACAAUAAUUUUGGAAGAAAUAAUUAUAAAAAUGAUACUGGAUAUUCUAGAGGAGGAAGAGAUUAUUCACCUCAAAGAAGUAAUGGUGUAGAUUCAAGAAGAAAGAGUCUCAGCUAAAAAAAUUAGAGAUAUUAUAGUCAAAAUUAAUAUAGUUAGGGUGGUAAUUAGGCAUAGUCAUAUCCCUAUUAGCAAAAUUCAUUUAAUUAAGCCUAGUAAUCACAUUACGGAAACAGCUACCCAAACCAUUAACAGAGUUCUUAUAAUAAUAAUAACAAUAACAGCAAUAGCAAUUACAAAAAAGAAAAUGUAGAAGAUUAUUACAAAAACAGAGAUUAUAAGGAUUGGAAUAAUAGAGACGGAAAUAGGAAUGACAGACAAAACAACAACUAUAGCAGUAAUAACAAUGGAAAUCAUAAUAACAGCAACAAUAGUAGGUUUACUAACAAUCCAAGUGGACAUAGCACAAUAAAUAAUAGCAAUAACAGCUAUGAUAAGAGAAAUGAAAGUUAUCGUUAAGCAAACACCUUCCCAAGUGAUUAGUAUUCGAGAGGAAAUGGAAGUGGUAAUGGCAAUCAAAAUAGCUUUAAUAAGAAUGAUAAUAAUAGCAAUUAUAAUUCUUAUAAUGGAAAUAGAAGCUAUAAAAAUGAAUAUUAAAACUCAUCUUAAGGACACUUCAAUAACAGUAAUAGCAAAUAAUACGGAAAUAACAACAAUAAUUAUGAUAACAAAAGAGUGAGUAGCUAAAAUUACAGAAACCUUACAGGUGGUGGCGGCAGCUAUAAUAACAAUGGAAAUUUUAGACGUUCAAAUUCAAAUAGAAAUAGAUCAAAUAACAAUUAUAAAAACUAUGGAAGAGACAACAAUAACUUUAGAAGAAAUAAUUCACCAAGAAGAAACUAUAACAGAUAUGAUAAUAGAAAUUAUGAAAGAAGAGAUAGCUAAAGUAGGAGAACCGAUAAAUAUUAAAAUUUAGAUCGUAAGUACCAUCACUCAGACCGCUCAAAUAAAUUCUAAAAAGCAAAUAAAUCAUACUAUAAUAGCAAUAGAUCAAACAGCAUUAAAUAUAAGGGUUAAAAAGAUAAUUAAUAUAACAGGCAAGGAUAUCAAUAGUCAGAUGGCACUUCCAAGAAGUAUUAUAAGGAUAAUAAAUCUAAAUAGACUCACUCGAGUUCAAGUAAAAGUAGUUCUUCUAAGGAUUCAUUUGUAAGUGGAGCCUCAAAGGAUAGAUCUAAGGAUGCUGGACAUUAUAAAUUUAAAAAUGGAGAAACUUUUGACGAUGGGAGAUAUGUUGUUGUUAAACAUUUAUCGGAUGGCACUUUUGGCAGAGUCCUUGAGGUUUAAGAUCGUUAAAAUGGUAACAAACUAUACGCUUUAAAGGUAAUCAGGGCAGUUGAAAGGUAUGUUGAUGCUGCUUAAAUUGAAACAGAAAUAAUCAGAAAAAUACAGGCAGCUGACCCAGAAAAUAAAUACAGAAUAGUUAAACUUGAGUCUACAUUCAAACACGGAGCCAAUUUCUGUAUGAUUUUUGAGAAAUUAGGUCUUUCUUUAUAUGAACUGUUGAAAAAAAAUAACUAUAUUGGCUAUAAAAUUCGCUUAGUUCAAAGUUUUUUCAAAUAAAUUUUAGAGAGCGUCGGAUUUCUCCACUCAAUUCAUUUAACUCACACAGAUUUAAAACCUGAAAAUAUUCUUCUUGCUUCUCCAGAAUUAAGACUUGUUGUUGAAAAUAACUCAUAAAAAGAUUCUCCUUCUACUUAAUAUUAAUCGUCAGAUAAAACAAAUGCCACAGCUGGUACAGUUUCUGAAAAUAACUAAAAGAAUGAACAUCAAAAUAAUUCAACAGGUAAAAGAUCUUCUUCAUCAUCUUCUUCCUCUUCCUCGUCCUCCUCUUCAUCAGGAUCACAUGCUAAAUCCUCCUCUAAAAAUUCUAAAAAAUACUGGGUUCCUGUUUCAGAUGAAAUAAAAAUAAUCGAUUUUGGUGGAGCAACUUUUGAAGACGAGCAUCACUCAGACAUCAUAAAUACACGUCAGUAUCGUGCACCAGAAGUUAUUCUAGGAUGCUGCAAGUGGAAUGAAGUUAGUGAUGUUUGGUCUAUUGGCUGCAUUAUUAUGGAGCUUUACUCAGGAGAAUUAUUCUUCCCUACUCAUGAAAAAAUAGAGCAUCUUGCUAUGAUAGAAAAAGUAUGUGGACCUAUCCCACAGUGGAUGGCUCAACGCUCUGAUAAUAGUGUAAAUAGUCAUUUUAAAGUAACAGAAGAACACUUCUAGCAAAAUGGUACAUAUUUUGAUUGGCCUAAAAAUGAUACAAGUCGCAAAAGCAUUAGCAAUGUUAAAAAUUUAUUAAGCUUUGACGAUAUUCUCAAACCUGAACAUCGCAUCCUUGGAGAUUUAGUUCGUAAAUGCUUAAUAAUAGAUCCAAAUCAAAGAAUAACUUGUGCAUAAGCUUUACAGCAUGAGUUUUUUAGCAUGAAAUUUGAUUGA